AUGGAUCGACUUCGCGAAACUGCUCUGUUCAUCAAGACAAAGGCAUCCAAGCAAGAAUAUGCUCAAAUUGAGGGCAAUGACAGUGAAGAGGCCUUGCUCUAUGAAACCACUUCAACUGGACGACCACGUUGGCGCCUGGUUCCUUUCAUCUCAUCAUUUUUACUUGGUGCAUUGACUGUGGUGCUCGCACUUGGUAUAUGGCAAAUCCUCAUCGCCAACAACCACCACACAAGGACAAAUCGACCUUUUCCUAAGAUUCGCGAAGGCACAGAUGAUAAAACGGGACUCCCAUUGAGUUGGUCUCAUGGCGACUGCGGCAAUUCUCCCACCGACGCGCAAGCUCUCGGUUGCCGAUACAGCAUCGUGUUGCACUCUUGGCUUCCCCAGGAUUGUCUUACAGAUGAUGAUAUGGAGGACGAAAAGCUCAUGUAUGAAGGCCGUAACUGGCCGUAUGAGAUCAACGGCAGAAAUCUCACGAUGGAUGAACUUCAUCUUGGUGACUAUGGUCACUUUACUACGACAUUUGACUGGCAUGUUGUCCACUGCAUGUAUGUGUGGAAGAGAAUUCACAGGGUAGCUCUUGAUGCGAGUCAAAAGAUUGACUCAUACACGGCCAAUUUUCACCAUACAAAUCACUGUGUUAAGAUGAUUGGAGGUGAUCCGGGCGGUAUGAAGGACUCUGGAACCAAGAUUUUCGUCAAAUAUCCCGUAUGUGCUUAA
Messenger RNA from Trichoderma virens Gv29-8, 720 nucleotides. RefSeq lists its product as uncharacterized. The transcript has a single exon. NCBI's taxonomy places the organism in Eukaryota, Fungi, Ascomycota, Sordariomycetes, Hypocreales, Hypocreaceae. The record is from RefSeq and is a predicted model, not a curated record. The coding region runs from base 1 to 720 and encodes 239 amino acids.